Messenger RNA from Phytophthora nicotianae INRA-310, 1534 nucleotides. RefSeq lists its product as hypothetical. The transcript has a single exon. NCBI's taxonomy places the organism in Eukaryota, Oomycota, Peronosporomycetes, Peronosporales, Peronosporaceae. Bases 66 to 1418 code for a protein of 450 amino acids. The record is from RefSeq and is a predicted model, not a curated record.
UGGUGUUGCUUCAAAAAUCAGUUUUGGCCAAUGAUCUGCGACUUGGUUAUUACCUCCUCGACGCCAUGUACUGCGGUGACGAUGUGGAAGCUGUUGUGGGGGACGUCGGCACAGGGCUGAGCAAGUUCGGUCUGGCAGGGGAAGAUACGCCACAGCUGGUGCUUCCCAGCGUGAUCGGUCGCCGUCCGCCGCUCCCCAAGGACGCCAAGGACGCGUCUGAAGCCUCCGCCGUGCUAGGAGACCUGUGGCACCGACAUGAUCUAGAGGUUGUGCGGCCUAUUGAGGCUUGUGCUGUGGCCAACUGGGACGCACUGGAGAAAGUUUGGAGUUAUGCAUUUGAUCUCCUCCACGUGGACGCCAAGAGCCAUCCAGUUAUCACUUCAGCGGCCUCGUGUUUCGCCAAUGACGCUCUGCACAACGCGGCAUCACGAGACGGCGAGAAGUACCUGGAGAUGAUGUUCGAGACCUUCCAGGUCCCAGCCUUCUAUAUGGCAAAGGACGCAGUUCUGGAUGCCUUCGCCUUCGGGCGAUCCCUGGCUUUAGUGGCAGAAAUUGGCGCUGGGGCUUCUCGCGUCGUGCCUGUAUACGACGGAUACGCACUGGAACGACCAGCGCAGUAUUCGCCAGUUGGAUGCAAUCAGUUGUCAGAGUAUUUGGAGCACUUAGUAGCCACGCAGAAACCAGAACCAUUCACAGUUAGACCGCGAGGGACUUUUACCAGGAAGCUGAACCCGAAGACGGGAGUACUGGAGACCGUCCCAUUGUCCGACGAACGCACGACUGCACCGGCGAUGCCGAGCAGCUAUCUCAGAUUCUCAAGAGCAGAUUUGUUUAGAGAUAUGCGGGAGACUACGUGUAUUAUGUCGGAAACACCACUCGAGGAGGAGCACAGAGACUCGUCUGGACAAGCUUCGUCGCCGGAAUCCGAGCCGUUGGAGAUUGCAGAGCAACAAUAUGAACUGCCGGACGGACAGACCGUUGUACUGGGAAAAGAGCGUUAUGAAGUUCCCGAGUUUUUGCUGCACCCGAAGAACUUUGGUGGUGCGGUGGUCAAGAACGAACAGCACGCUGCGGCGGCGGCAAAGGUUGUAGCAAAGGGUUUGCAUACCAUGCUGUACGAUGCGGUGCAACUCUGUGACGCUGACCUGCGAAGAGAUAUGCUGACCAAUAUUAUCCUAUGUGGAGGAGGAAGUCUCACUCCUGGCAUCACCGAGCGUCUGCACUCGGAACUUACCCAUAUGGUACCCAGCACGUUCAAGGUACGCUUCACUACUGUCACGAAGAUCGAGCGACAAUUCAGCGUCUUCAUCGGCGGUUCCAUUCUGGCAUCAUUAGGCUCCUUCCAGCAGUUGUGGGUCUCCAAGCGUGAGUAUGAUGAAGUAGGUGCGCAUGCUCUUUGUGCGGACCGCUUCUGCUAGGCUAUCCAGCGCGUUUAUAGUUCGUCGUGCAGGUCAAUUCAGACGGUUUGCUUUUUUAUAUUUGUCUCGAGAGUGCGAGCUAUUCUCGUGCCAUGUUACAAGGAUUCCUCCAGCGG